ACUGGAGAGAAACCUUACAAAUGUAAUGAAUGUGGGAAAGCCUUUAGUCGGAAAGUAACACUUACCUGCCACCAGAAUAUUCAUACUGGAGAGAAACCUUAUGAAUGUAAGAAUUGUGGUAAAGCCUUCAGUCAGAAGACAGGACUUAGAAGACAUCAGAAAAUUCAUACUGGAGAGAAACCCUAUAAAUGCAAUGAAUGUGGGACAGCCUUCAGUCAGAAGAGAACACUUACUGAACAUCAGAAUAUUCAUACUGGAGAGAAACCUUAUGAAUGUAAUGAAUGUGGGAAGGCUUUCAAGCAAAAGAACACACUUACUGAACAUCAGAAUCUUCAUACUGGACACAAACCUUAUGAAUGUAGUGAAUGUGGGAAAGCCUUCAGUCAGAAGAAGAAACUUACUAGACAUCAGUAUAUUCAUACUGGAGAGAAACCUUAUGAAUGCAAGGAAUGUGGGAAAGCCUUCAGUCAGAAGAGAACACUUAUUGAACAUCACAAUAUUCAUACUGGAGAGAAACCUUAUGAAUGUAAGAAUUGUGGUAAAGCCUUCAGUCGGAAGACAGGACUUAAAAGUCAUCAGAAAAUUCAUACUGGAGAGAAACCCUAUAAAUGCAAUGAAUGUGGGACGGCCUUCAGUCAGAAGAGAAUACUUACUGAACAUCAAAAUAUUCAUACUGGAGAGAAACCUUAUGAAUGUAAUGAAUGUGGGAAGGCUUUCAAGCAAAAGAACACACUUACUGAACAUCAGAAUAUUCAUACUGGAGACAAACCUUAUGAAUGUAGUGAAUGUGGGAAAGCCUUCAGUCGGAAGACAGGACUUACAAAUCAUCAGAAAAUUCAUACUGGAGAGAAACCUUAUGAAUGCAAGGAAUGUGGGAAAGCCUUCAGUCGGAAGAGAACACUUAUUGAACAUCACACUACUCAUACUGGAGAGAAACCUUAUGAAUGUAAGAAUUGUGGUAAAGCCUUCAGUCGGAAGACAGUACUUACAAGACAUCAGAAAAUUCAUACUAGAGAAAAAUAGCAAUGUAAUGAACAUGGAAUGGCCUUCAAUAGGAAGAUAAUUCUUAUCAA
Messenger RNA from Vombatus ursinus (common wombat), 1073 nucleotides. RefSeq names its product zinc finger protein OZF-like. Gene Ontology annotation, biological process: regulation of transcription by RNA polymerase II. Gene Ontology annotation, molecular function: DNA-binding transcription factor activity; RNA polymerase II cis-regulatory region sequence-specific DNA binding. The record is from RefSeq and is a predicted model, not a curated record. NCBI's taxonomy places the organism in Eukaryota, Metazoa, Chordata, Mammalia, Diprotodontia, Vombatidae. The annotation marks the transcript as partial. The transcript has a single exon.